UGUAAUUGGUUACUUGAAAUAUUUUAAUUGACCUAUUAGUUUAUAUCAGUGCCCUCUGGUGGAUUUUAUUUUUCUUGUCCAACAAAAAAAGAUUGCAUAGUUGUUUGUAGUCAACGCUGCUUUUUCGGAUAGAGAUUGACUAGCAGUGUGUCCAGAAUAACUUCUGCAGAAUAGACACAACAUGGCAAUUAUACAAAUGCUAUACGUAUUGCCUAUGUUACUGGGAAGAACCUUUGACGCCAGAAAUGACAGAGUCGGCGUGGACUUGUUUCCAAAUGACGUCGUAAAAAAUCACGAGCGAAUAGAUAGGCCACAGUUUACUUCGAGUUUCAAGAUGGUCGAUAAUUCUAAAGAUGCCAAAGACUUUUUGGACGUGUCAGGAGAUUUAUCUUUGAAGAUAAAAACUGGAAAACUGGAAGUAAAAGGGACCGGAAAUUACUUGAAGGACACAACUUCAAUUGGGAAGAAUGUGGAGAUUCUGACAAAGCUGGACUACAGGACGUCCAUUUUCAGUAUUCCUUCCAAUGCCCAACCUCUGAAAGAUUGGCAGACACGCUACCGGAAGGAGGAUCUUGGAACUCAUUACGUGAAAAGCGUAACAUAUGGCGGGAGUUUAGUAGCUUCUCUGCAGUUUAUAGCCAAAGAUGAUAGCAACCUUGAAGAAAUCAAAGGAAAUAUAAAUGUGGCCAUCCAAGGUAACAGUGCCUUUGACCUGGUAGCUGAAGGGAAGCUAGAGAAAUUUCAGAAAGUUCAGUUCCAGGAAAAGAAUUACUGGAAGGAAGACGAUUCAAAGUUUUAUGCUCUUCAAACAAGCCCAGCCCCCCAGUGGCCGGCUUUAUCUCUCUAUGUCUGCAUUUGUUUGUUAACCGGACAAUACAAGGAUCAAUUAGAUUCAUUGGACCUUACCACCCGCUUUUAG
This is a messenger RNA of Limulus polyphemus (Atlantic horseshoe crab), 919 nucleotides long. RefSeq lists its product as uncharacterized. The transcript has 6 exons. NCBI's taxonomy places the organism in Eukaryota, Metazoa, Arthropoda, Merostomata, Xiphosura, Limulidae. The record is from RefSeq and is a predicted model, not a curated record. The coding region runs from base 182 to 919 and encodes 245 amino acids.